This is a messenger RNA of Pocillopora meandrina, 13551 nucleotides long. The record is from the annotation of a GenBank genome assembly. Lineage: Eukaryota; Metazoa; Cnidaria; Anthozoa; Scleractinia; Pocilloporidae.
AUGUGGUCGGAUUUUUGUCACUGCAAAGAGCAAGCAUUAUUCACACUCGCAGCUUGUUUGUUUCUGUGGAAUGCUGACCAAACUUUCGCCGCGGUUGAAGCAAACUGCAGUCUCAUGCAACCUCCUUCGAAUUGUCCGGAAAUACCAUGCCCAAGAUGUGUAAGUCUUUCAAGCUUUUCAAGAAAGCCGUAUGUUUUCAAAGAUGGCAAUUCUACUGACGGGUUUCUUUAUGGUGAGUUCUGUUUAUGCGUUUUUUUAUUUUUUUUGUUGAUGCGGUCACAGUAACCUUUAUUAGUGGCUGUCAGAAUUAUCUGUUCCGCGAUUCGUGUGAACGGCUUUGUACAUCUUGUCAUCAAAAUAAGUGCUAAAGGGAAUUUUCCAUUCCACCCUUCCCUCUCGCUUCGUGUAUCAUUGUGGAAGUGCUUCAUGAAAGUAGGUUUACAUGGCCUAGCCAUUUUGUUUACAGUACACGUCUUUCAGUGUGACAGGGCUAGGAUUAGAUUUAGGGAAAUGUGGUUUGAAUCGAUACAGUUUUUUAAUCACUUCAUAUCAUCAACGGCCGUUACAAAGAGUUUUUCUCACACGUCAUUAUUAUGCCAACGCGUAUUACUGUAAGAGAUGACUUCGCGACUGCCUGAUUUUUUUAUCCAAUUUUUUUAAAGGAUUCUGAUCUCAAGAUAUUAAUUAUUAAUCUGUAUUUAAUGCAGUUUUAAUUUACCACUUUCUUAUUUUCAUUUCAAAGACACAAUCUCGAGUAAUAUAAAUAAUAAAAAAACAACUAUCAGUGCAAUGUAAAAACUACAAUGAACGUGGAAAUUCAACAGCUGCUUUGAUAAGUCGGUUUCGUAUUAUUCAGGGAGGCAUUUGCCAUAUCUAUCAAAUUGGCCACCUUCUGAGAAAUCAGCCCAGAAAUCAUAAAAGAAUGAGUACAAAACUACAAUAUGAAACUAGAUGGGGAAAACAAACGAAAAAAAUUCAAAAUAAAAUUUGAAAAGUCCUCGUUUCAGAUAACAGGAAUGAAAGCUGGCGAACAACAAAGGUCUCCAGAUCUACUCGACAUAUGUCUUUUUUGCUGUUAUUGUUCGGUGAGAACUUCACCUAUUUUUUCAUAAGUAGACGCAAUUAUAUAUGGACGCAAUAUCUAUUGAAGCCGUAUUUUGGAGGGCUUUCCCAAUUUUUUAAGAUAAAAAUUUCUGGCCUCCUCCCUCUCCAAUUUAAAACAGCUUCUCUUACCCUGACCCCACUAACUCAAAAAUGAUAAAGGAUUACUGCAGAUCCCAAACGACGAAUUUGGAAAUAUUUAGUUUAAAAUUUUUGGCACACACAAACUUUGCCUAAACUAAUUUGACAAAGAAAAUUGUAUUUGCACAUCAGAAUAAAAAUUAAUUUUAUUUUCGAUUCAUUUCUAAAAGUCGUGUUUCCAAAUCAUUUUCUUGCAUCUUAUCUGCACUGUCCAGUUAUCCCUUAAUGGAAAGAUUAUCCCAAAUUUCCCAUCUUUUCAGAAUAGGGGGUGAUAGUUUUAUAACUUCUUCAUAACCAUAUGAAUUUCUUUGACCUUAAACAAAGCCUAGCCUUCGCAACUCUUGGUUCGAACUUCGUUGCCUUCCUUCAGAUUUUUGUCAUCAGUUUUAAACUCUCUUUGUCCGUCAGCUCCUGUAAUGAGUGGCCUCCAAACGGGAAAAGGCCGUAGGCCUGUAGUCCUCUUCUCAUCACAACUUGAGCUGGCCAAGGCCCACGACAGAGUCAAUUUAAUUUUUCAACCCCAAUAUAAUAUCUUGUUGAUGGCCAGUUCUUCCAGCUCUCUGUCUUUUGCGUUGAGAAAUAGAAAGAAUUACUUUCUUAAGAGUUUAGAUACAAAGGUUUUUGUAAUAUUGUAAUCCUUAAAUACAGUGAGAAAAAAUACGAGGUCACGACACUUACUCUUGAUUAUCAUCAGGUAAAAUUGAAUAAAAAGACUUUGAAUAGGAAUACGGUGAACGGAACGCCUGAGGGAUCAAAGAAAUAUAUUGGAGGUGGAGGUUUCUUUGAAUUAACCAAAACAUAAUUAUUUGCAUAUAUGUAUUAGUUUAGAUUCACUUAAACAGCAAGUCUUUUAGGGUCUUUGGGGUCUCGGUAUAAGAUCCUAAAAUUCAAUCGUUCAAAUUUCAACCAUAUUUUUUCUAGCUUGCCAUUAGAACGUUGGUUCCAAAACGAUGAUCAAAGUAUAAGUAAUGAACGUCUUUGAGUGUUUCCUUCUGAACCAUAACCGCAAAGGAUCAGUUAAGAUGACAAUAGCAAUCACGUGUAACCGCUGAAGUCACGAUUGAUAGCUGUUGUGAGUAAACCAUUCAAGUUUGUUUUGCCCAUUGACAGCUCUUGGGCGAGAGGCCACAAUAGCAGCAAGCGUUGAUAUAGAUCAUACUUGCUAAAAUUUCUUUUCACAGAGGGAGGACCAAAUGUCGCUUGAGAUUGCUUAAGUAAGGAAGAGUUCUGAAUUUUAAACGCAGAGCGCGACAUUCCCUGCAUUCAUUACGAAAGCAAAGGGAGUAAACUUACCGGCGGUCAGCAUAAAUUUCUGCCGCAAGUUCUGGAUCAACGCUUUAACUACCGUUAAAGACAUAAUGUUCAGGCGCCAUGUGCUUCUAUGUCUUGCUUCUAUGACUUUUUUUCUUUUUUUCCCCGAGAGAAGUCAAACUGAAGCAAAAUGUUUAUCACAAUCAAAGGGCCAACUGUGUCGAUUUGGAGAGAAGAUCUGUCCGGCCUGUAUAAAAGUUUCAUGGUUUAUUCGACCACCUUAUACUUUACAGAAACAAAACAUCGAUGUAGGCAUAUUACCAGGUAACGUAGACCGAGAGGUGGUCUAGUUAACAAAAGUUACAAUAUUAUACUAUUAACUACUACACUUGUCAGAUUCAAGUGGGUGGGCGUGUUGCACUGUCUCGAGUAAGAUCAUGGGGAGGAGUUGACAUGGAAUGAUGGAGGCGAGACUAAAACUUGUUUAGGAAUAACUUUUGACCGAGUCAUUCAUUUUUCGGAUUAAAUUUAUUUUACAUUUCUUGCACUUUGUUCUCAAUUAGCUCUUGUAGACCUCCUGUUAAGCAAGUGUUGUGGUAACCUCACCUCAGGCUGUUGGCAAAUGAUCCACCACCCCCCGGAAACAGAUCCUGAGCAGCUGUUAAGUACAGUGAAAGACUCUCAUCUGAUAUAUCCAGUGUUAGUAGACAAGCAGGACAUGGCAAGCGAGAACCAUCACCUGAUUGGUCUCGUCCCCCCUGGUAGCAUAGCUUUUGUUGUUCCUAAAGGAGAGCGGGACAAUUAUCCAAAGAAGCUAAUGAUGGCAGUAUUUGAAGCUUGGCCGGUGUUGAUAUUAACAAUUCUACUUUCAAUUUUGGCGGGAGUUUUUCUGUGGCUUUUGGUGAGUGUUUAUCUUUUCUUUCCUUUUUCUCCCCUGUGAUUCAGGGGGCGUCAGAGAUUCUGAGAUCAGCUGACAGAAUGAAUUAAAUGGAAAAAGUUUUUCGCGCUGACAACGAGGAAGAUUGUGUUUAUUCAACUUUCGUUCGAAUGUCCAGAAUUACGUGUUUUAUACGAUUAUUGAGGGCCAAUUUUUGGAAAAAAAUUGUAAUGAUUUCGUCACCUUUGUGAGUCUACCCGGAUCAUUACUGGCCGGCAGAUCUAACUUGUUUACCGUCUGUCAGUUUUCUGUUUGCUCUUCUUUGGGAAUUGUAACAACCGUUGAGAGUAUCAUAGUUUGAAAUCUAGAAACUUUGAUUGGUCAAUUUUUCACGUUAUGAUCAGUCGAGGGAUGGCGUACUGAUGAAGACUAAAUUAUUGCGGGCUGAAACGACGAAGAACGGAUCUCAAACCGCUUUACUGCUAUCGACUUGUUUCGCAAUUCUUUCUUGCUAAUACUUUCGAUCAAAAUUUGUUGAAAAUUUAUUUUGUGAAAAAAGAUAGGUAUUGAAAUUGAGUGAGAGCUGUUACCCUGAAAUUUUUGGUAAUUUUAUGAAGAUUUGACAACUUGACUUUAUUUCCGGAGUUUUCACUUUAAUCUAGCAAUCGCGUGAACUCUCGUAUAUCUGGAUUUAGAGCCGUAAGAAGCUUAUUUGCAAAUUCUUGGCACGAUGGGAACAUUGCAAAUACAGAAUAAUUUGCAGCCUAAAAUUUUAAAAGUCGAGUAAUCGUUGUAUUGUGAAAAUAAAGAAAUUUCCUCGCAAACCGUCUUUGGACAUCAUGAAAGCUUAUGGUGAUUCAUCAGUUUUGCACCGCACAUCCUGUAUUACGCAUAAAAAUCACGUUAUCAGGGGAUAAAGCACGCGCGCAUUCCGCGAACACGAUAUUGUUUUUCAAUCCAUGAACCAGAAAAAGAGGUACAAUGGUCUUUAGCUCUUGAACGAGCACGGUGACCUAUCCUUUUUUGUAUAAUUUUAACGUACAAUUUAUUCUCUUUAAAUUGGGGAAAUAUGAAAAAAUUCUUUUAAAACUCUUUUUUUCUCUUCGUAAUAGUUCCAUGCUCUACAUCUUGAUUAAAUCACUUUUAAGGCUCUACAACACAGCUGAACCUUAGAAGCGAAUCAUAGGAGUUCUAACUCACCGGUUUCUAUUUCAGGAUACUUGGUUUAACGAGAAAGAGUUCCCUCGAACAUUCUUUAGAGGAUCUUGGGAAGGAUUUUGGUGGGCCUUCGUCUCUAUGACAACAGUGGGGUACAUGUACCAAUUAGCAUUUAUUUAACUAUAGAUACACAAUUGGUCUUUAAUCCCGUUAAUACCGUUAUGUAGAUAAUGUGCUUUCGACCUCUAGCAUUAAUUUUAAAGACAGCGCCAACCUUCUAUUUAUCGAUGAGGUGCAGGACCAUCCAUAUAUGAAUGAUAUCGCUAGCAAUUCAUGAGUUCAUAGUAGCAAUAACCAAAAGCUUAAUCAGUUGCUUUUUCCAUGAGAAUCGUAAAAAGAAUCUUAGAUUAUCCCCUCGCCCCAUCGAUUGAAAUUCUGACCCUUGAAAGAGAUUUAUUAGAAUAUUGUUCACUCCACACGCAGAUACGGUGACCGUUCCCCUCGAUCUAUCCUUGGCCGAACCUUUGCAGUUGUUUGGAUUUUAGUUGGAGUAUGUAUUUGUUCAAUAUUCACCGCUACUUUAACAACCUCGCUAACUGCCAUCAGUCUGGAUACCAAGAAGAGCCUGCCUGGCUCAAAGGUACGAGUGUAUUGCAGUUGCUGACUGGCAGUAGCACAUGCAGUAGCAAUAGUACUAGCAAUAACAGUAGUAUUAGCAGUGGGAUUAGUUGUAGCACUAGUGCCAGAAAUAUUAGCAGUUAUAGUAGCACUAGCAGUAGCAUUAGUAGUAGCACCAGCACGAGAAGUAUCAGCAGUAGCAGUAGGAGUGGCAGUAGUGGUAGUAGCAGCAGAUGCAACAAUAGUAACAAUAGGAGUAGAAGCGAUAGCAGCCUUAGUAGAAAAUUAGUUGACAAUAAUCUACUAUAUCGUCAGUAGAUUAUUAAUAGACAAUAAUCUACCAGACAGAAGCAAUUGCAUUUACAGUUGCAAUCGCAAUAGAAGGAGCAGCAACAGUAACAGUAGUGGCAACACCGGUAGUAGCAGUAACAGUGGCAGUAUUACUGCUAGUAACAGGAGCAAUAGUAGUUGCAGUAUUGAUAGCGGUAAGAGCAACAGUUGCCGAAGCACUAGCAAAGCACUAACAGAACUAAAUAUAGUUGUCGUUGUCGAUGUUUUCGUUAAUUAGGAUAAAGUGAUACAAAAAACAUCAUCAUUGAACCCGCAACAAACGAAUAAUUCUUACAACAUUGAAAAACUUGGCCGAGGCACUUGUACUUGAAAAAGUACAGGGUUAGAAAUUUUUGAAACGAUUCAUUGGCAGAAGGCAGAUUAUCCUGCACCCCAAUUCCUUUGACUGAGUUCAAUUGCUAUUCUUCAGGUCGGCGUUCUCAAACGCUCGAUAGAAAUGGCAUUGGGAAUGCAACAUCAAGCCGACUUAAAGUGUAAGUUAUGUCUAGUUUUAUUCUGGCUUCAUAUUACUAUAGAAUGACAGUAACGACACCUGCUGGCAAAGAUGACAAGGAAAGUUAAUGCUGAGCGGCUGACUUUAUGUAUCUUUAGAAACAGUCCCGAGCUUAGUCGGCUAGCACCUCCGCCUAUUUAUCUGCCGACUUACCUUCUGUUGGGCUAAUAUUCUUUCCUCGCCAAAUGCCUUUUUUGUAGUAUUCAAUUCAGUUGAGGACAUGAGGGACGCUUUGGACCAAGGGGAAAUUGAAGGUAAGGUUGUGGCCCCUUUAAAAAAAGGAAUUUUUGAUCAAGUUUGUCAGUUUUCGAUCAAGUUAGCUUAUUUUUCUAGUAGAAAACGAGUUUUUGUCCUUGCGAAAUCUACCUAACUUCAAGUUAACCUCAAAGGAAGUAAACUUGACCAAAUAACUUAGCUAAUUUUGCUUACGCAUGCUGAAACUAGUCCCUAAACGUCACAUCAUUAUAUCAGAUUUCUGAGUCUAUUUUUGGGGAUUUUUCAGGUGUACUCUUGGAUAAUUACCAAAUUAGUCAUUAUACCGAGACCCUUUUUCCGAGAAGUAAGUUCAAAAUAGAUGAAGUCCUUAAAGAGGAGACGCUUUCCUAUGGUGCUAUGGUGAAUGAUAGCUUUUUAGCACAAUGUUUCAGCAAAUUGAUCGCUGAAGACAAGUACCUGAUCUACGACUUUACCAAGAAAGAGCUUAAUAAAACACUGAAGGUAAUUUUGCAAUAUUUAAGGAGGCUCCAUAGAGUUUUUGCUUAAUGAUGGCGCGCGCGCCAGCGUAAUGUUUUUCCAGAAAAUUUUUAUGUUUUCGCUUUUCAAGCUCACUAAGAGUCAUCAAAAGGCAAUGAGCAAAGUUCGGACUAGCGUUUGCUCUAGCAAAUAUUAUCAAAAUAAUAUUCGUUAUCAAGCUAAGGCUCCACUAAGGGAGGCGCUCUCCAGCGAUUAUUUGGCUUUGCCUUUAAUUUUCUUUAAUUUGCUACGGUAAAAUCUCUCAAAAUCUUCAUAAUUUAUAAAAAUUUUCCUGCCGUUCAUUUAAAAGCCGGAAAGAAAAGUAGGGGUUUCCAAGGUAGUUUCCUUGCUAUUUGCAAUUUUUUAGUUUUCUUCCUUUAUCUCCAAUUUGGCCUCAUGAAUUUUUUUAUCAACCGGCACUAGGUAGGGCACAAAUACGUUUAACGGUCCAGCAAAUCUUAGGAAAUUCCACCGAAGGAAACGUAAUAAAUCUUACUCGAAAGAUCCCUGUUUUCUUUGUCACAAAACAUUACGUAAUGGAAUUGAACUUUGCCAAGAUCGGUAUUAGAGCAUGCGUGGACUUUCGAAUCUGUCGCCUUUUGGCAAUCUUUCCCACGGUGUUUUCUUUUCGGUUGACCUCUCUUUCAGGCCUAGAAGGCCAAUGAAUAUUACGGGUGCAAUUGCUAGAUACCCAAGAUUCCAUCACAUAAAAACUGUAUUGUGUUAAACUGUUUUGACACACCUUUUCAGAUAACAAUCGUGAGAUAGUGUCGAGCCGCCAUAUUUGUUUGCAUGUUGACACUUGUAAAGCUCGCGCUAUGUUUGCACCCAGAUCUCGCGCGGUCAAAAAACCUUGUAGAGCCUCCUUGACAAUCAUCUGCGUUAGGCUCAGUAUAUAUUGGUGAAUAAUCCCCGAGACUUGGUCUCGGGAAUUAAUCAACAAUAUUAACUGAGCCUGAGGUGAAAAAUUGUUAUAGUAUAAUUGUUCGGGUGAUUUCGAAAUCUGUCGUAAAUUCGUUUUAAUGUUGAAACCAUUUAGCAACAAUUGUCUUGACUAUUCGGAACGAGAUAGUCGGCCAAUUUCGUGUGGAAUUUUAAAAGGUUUAUUUAAUUCAACCAGGAAAAACUUCUUUCUAUCUUAUCUUCUAUUUUUAUUUUGAAAAGUGUUUUGCCAAACUCGGUAGCAUCUUUAGUGCAAUCUCUGCACAAUUGAUUUUUCUCCAUUACGUUUAUUACUUCCUCUGCAACAUUGACAAAACGCGGGGCAGCCAUUUGAAAAUUUAGCGCCCCUGUUAAAAUCACCUUGCACGAGGUGAUUAUAACGAGCCACUCUUACCCAAAGGAUAUUUAACACCACUAAAGAUCGACAACAACUUGCCUGAGAGAAACAAGCUUCCACUGUUUCUUAUGUUGACCAAACACCUCAAGUCGACAAAAACAAAUGGGUAAUUGACUUAUCUUCGCGCCCCCUCAGCGAUAUUGAGGUAUCGUUCCCAAAGAAAGGGUUGAAUUUGGCAGUAAUUCCAUUUAACAUCCCAGCCAGCGAAAUAGUCGCCAAAGUCGAGUCGGCAAUGAGAGCGCUUGACUCAGAGCAAACAUACACUGUCGAGAAACGAACUGUAAACGGUAUCCUUCAACAAGCCAAACCACCCAAGACUAACAUCACGAAUAAUAUGCAAGAAGCCCUUAGGAAUCUAAAGUAAGACGACACUAUCACUAUUCUGUCAGCGGACAAAGGCCGCGCUAGUGUAGUCUUAGACACAAACACCUACUGUGACAAAAUGAAAACCUUGAUUGAAACGGGUCCGUACCGACUCCUUAAUAAAGACCCAACAGACCGGCUAAGCCGUAACCUCACUCACAAGCUUCUCUGCUUGAAACAAAGUGGACAUCUAUCAGAAACCAUCUACAACAAGAUCAAACCCAGGCACAAACAGCCACCUAGAAUCGUUAUCUACAAACGUAACGAUCGAGGGCGCAGUUCAAGCCGCAUUACGAAAACUAGACAUCGAUCGAAAACAUCGAUCUUGCUAACCGCACAAACUUAUCAUCUACACAAAUUGCCGACCUCUUGAAUUUCGUCUUAAGAUCGACAUAUUUCCAAUACAACGGGUCGAUUUAUAAACAGCAAGACGGAGCAGCUAUGGGAAGCCCUGUUUCCGCAGUUAUAGCAAACAUCUGCAUGGAGAAUUUGAGGAACAAGCGAUGGCAAAUGCGACUUGCAAACCUAAGAUCCGGGAACGAUAUGUUGAUGACACUUUCACAGUCUUAGACCGGGACCAUGUCAAUGGCCUUUUUUAACAUCUCAACAGUCAACCGCCUACUAUUCGUUUUACCAUGGAAUUCGAGAAAGAUAACACUAUUCCUUCUCUCGACACAACAGUUACAAGGGACUCAGACGAUCCUCUCACUGACUACAGAAAGCCCACCCACAUUGACCAGUACCUAGCCUAUGAUUCACACCAUCAUCAGUCGGUGAAACGUGGUAUUGUUAAGUGUCUAUACGACCGAGCCAAACACUUCACAACGAAACCGUCAGUUAUCUCAGAGGAAAAGAAACACUUGUCAUCAGUACUCGUUUCUAGUGGUUAUCCUUCUUCAUUUGUAAGAAAACUCACAAAAACAACAUGGGUGACAGCCAACAAAGAAACUGCAUAAGAAUUUAAAUCUACUGCCGUUCUCCCUCACAUAAAGGGUGUAUCAGGGUGUAUCGCCGCUGCCUACAACAUCAAGACAUACGGACCGUUUUCAAGUCGGACACAACACUUAGGUCUCACUUGGUACGACCUAAAGACGCCCUGGAACCAUCAAAACAAGACGGUGUUGUUUGCAAGAUCCCAUGUGAAUGCGGCAAGGUGUAUAUCGAUGAAACUGGGAGAUCAAUGCGAGAAAGGAUAAAGAACAAGACAGAGACAUACGGUUUGCUCGUACUCAGACCUCUGCGGUUUCGGAGCACGCUAAAGAAACGGGGCAUAUUCCUAUUUGGAGCAAAGUUAAGUUUGUUGAUCGUGGCCCCCACUGGUACACACGUAGAGUCAAAGAGGCUAUCCAUCAUCCCAACAACAUCAAUAGGGAUAGCGGAAUCGAAAUUCCCGAAGCUUGGAUACGAUACCCGCGAUCAAACAACACAAAAGCCGAUUUAUGGGGACCUAUGAGGGAACACCAUCUAACAAUCGGAAUGAUAAUGAGGAUCGAAAUGCACUAAUAGCAGAGUACCAACAUGCUACAAAUAGUGACACGUAAACAAUCGACCUCGUCGCCAGAUGAAGACUAGCAGUAUUGCGGUCGAAACGUCGCGAUCAACAUCAACAGUUUAUAGACCUCCAUCGAUUUCGAAACAUCAAAGGACUAGAGAGCUUUCAUCUAUUUUCGAAGAGGUCUCUACACUUACAGAGACUGUUUUGGAGAUUUCAACGCCGAUCUGUUGAAUCAAUACAAGCCUCCCAAGGACGGUAGAAAUCUUUUAGACCUGAUGGAAAUCUUUGGUUGAUUGAUUGAUUACAAAAGCUACUCGAAAGACGAAAACAUCAGAGACACUUCUCGAUUUAAUUUUGACCGGUAAUAAGAAAAAGACAUUGGUAUCUGAUGUAGUGGAUACGCAGAUAAGUGAUCAUUCACUAGUCUUUGCAAUUCUACGGUCAAGAGCUCCAAGAUCGCGCUCUCGUAAAAUUUGUGUACGAUGUUUUAAAAACUUCAACAGAGAUAAAUUCAUUCAAGAUCUACAAAUGGCACCUUUCUCAAUAGUUGACGUGUUUGACGAAGUGGAUGACAAACUCUACGCCUUUGAACAAUUGUACAACGAAAUUCUGAAUGAACACGCCCCUCUUAAGCAGACUAUUGUUAGGGGCAACCAGGUACCAUAUAGGACGGAACAAUGGCGCAAGGCAAUAAGGCACGGAAACAAAUUAUGACGGCUAUUUGUUAGAGAUCGGACGGACGCAAAUUAUGACCAUUACAAAAUUCAACGCAAUAUAUGCAUUUCUCUAAGAAGAAAGGCAAUAAAAGAGCAUUUUGUGAAAAAGUCGUCCGAGCCAGAAAUCCAAGGGAAUUUUGGAAUGCGUAUCGACCCUUUCUUCAUGGCAAAACAAAGCAGGUAAAUGACAUCAUUAUCAAGGAAAACAAUGUUGUUAUAAGUGACAAAAGGGAAAUCGCUGAACUAUUCAAUGCGCACUUUAUUCAAAUUGCUGACGAUGUUCCGUUGAUGAAAGAAACAGGUUAUGGUUAACACUUUGAAAACCACCCAAGCAUUAUAGCUAUUCAUGAGAAGAACAGCGCAACAGAAGCACCACUUUGUUUUAAUUUUGAAUACAUCAAUAAAGCGCAAGUAGAAAGAGCGCUUUUGGACGUGAAUGUCCGUAAAUCGUACGACCACGAUAUGCUGUCUGUAAGGCUUGUGAAGGAAUCGACAUCUGUCAUAGCUAAACCUAUCACUAAUAUUUUGAACACCUCCGUUGUGCAAGGUUGCUACCCCAACGCCUGGAAAAUGGGACAGGUCACACCUCUGUUUAAAAAAGAUGACGAAUCUAAUAAAGCAAAUUACAGGCCCGUCACAGUGUUACCUGUGCUUAAUAAUAUCUACGAGAGACUACUGGCGGCGCAGUUGGGUAAAUUCUAUAGCGCUAUUCUGUCGGACUUUAUUAGUUCAUAUGGGAAGUUCUCCAGUUGUGAAACUGCAUUAUUGCGGCUGACAGAGGACUGGAGGCGCAUGCGUGAUAAAGGGGAACUGAUUGCGAUUGUUUCUAUGGACCUUUCUAAAGCUUUUGAAGUCAUUCAGCAUGACUUACUCUUGGCAAAACUCAAAGCAUAUGAAGUAAGCGAAGGAAGUUGCGCGCUACUCACUCUAAUGACUACUUGUCAGGAAGACAGCAACAAGUAAAGAUUGGAGAUACCUUCUCCAACUGGGCGGGCACCAGAAGAGGCGGACCGCGAGGGAGCGUUUUAGGACCAAUGAUUUUUAAUAUAUUUAUUAAUGACUUGUUUCAGCAUGUGAAAUAUGCAAAACUAAACGCAUACGCAGACGGCCAUCAGAUUUAUUCGUCUAACCUGGACCCACUCGCACUGGAAGAGUGCAGUUGUCAAGAAGUUAAUGUCGCAAAUCAGUGGUAUAAAAACAAUGGCAUGAUUGUUAACGUGAAAAAGCACCAAAUUCUAAUCCUGGGAAAAACUUAGCACAAUUUUUGUUUCCCAGUAAAUAACUCGAUAGAUAUAUUUGGGAUGACAAUAGAUAAUAGGCUCUCUUUUAAUAAUCACGUAUCAGUUAUCCGUAAGAAAAUAAAAAAAUCAAUUUAACGUAGUGCUUAGAUUUCGGAAACUUAUUAAUAAGGAGACGCUAUUGAAGCUUUAUAAAGCCCUUAUUUUGCCGCAUUUUUACUACUGUUCUUCUGUUUGGUAUUUCUGUGGUGUGUGCAAUGCCGACAAAGUAGAUAACCUAAAUAAGCGCCUUCUUAGGUUUAUACUACAGGACUACAGCUAUCCAUAUGACAUUUUAAGCAAAGUUAACUUAAAAUCUCUAUUAAUUAGACAACUCCAGAACUUCAUGAUCACGUUAUACAACAGUCUGUUCUUUAAAAAUUUUUCAGGUUAUUUAAAAGAUAUGUUCACCGUACGGUCUUCAUCACACAAUUUGCGCGGAAAUCAUAUUACGUCUCUUCCCAACCCAAAAACAACGACUUACGGUCUGCACUCUUUUUCAUAUUUAGCUAGCAAAUUAUGGAACUCCCUCCCAGACACUUACAAAACAUUAUAUUUUCUAGAAUUCAAGCAGGAGAUCCUCAGAUGUGAAGCUUUUCCACAGUAGAUCUAUAAGUUCUAUUUCCCUCUGCAUGCGUAAUGUUGUGUAUAGUUUAUAAAUAAUAUGGGAAUUGUAAUAUAGCAAUUUUUUAGUUUCUUGUCAUUUAAGAAGUGACGUGUUACCAAUUGCAUCUCUACUUGAAGCACCCAUAGCCACAACCUGCUCCUCUUGGCCUCUAAACGUUUCAUAUGCGUACCAGAUGACAGAGUUCCGUAAAAACGCUUCAAUUUUCCUACCAGUCAUCUUUUCAUGUUAAUUAAGCGUCGUUUGAUGCAAAUGGAAGUUUAUUCAGUUUAACAGAGACACUCUUCUAAAAAUGAUUAUCAUUAUCGUGAAGUAAGCGUUUUCAUUCUUAUGUAAUUAAACAAAAAGAGAGUGUUUUUCUUGUUUUGUUUUAUUGCUGUUUGUAGGGAGGAGGAAACGAGGCGGUGCAGAACUCUCAGAGUAUUUUUGAUCCCACCGGUGAUUUGUUUUUCCCUUCGUUGUACUCCUGCCUCGUUUUGAUAGCCGUUAUUUUCUUCAUUGGCUUGGCAGCUGAGGUGUUGUUCUUUAAAGCAUGCCGAUGUCCAAAGAAGAGACGCAAAAAGAGUAAGUCUUUUAAUUGCCUUCUUCCUUUUAAACAUGCUCAUGGGAAAUGUAUCUUCAGGGACGGGGUCAGCUAUGAUUAUUUAAUUUGGCGUGGAUCACUUUACUGUAUUAUUUGAGUAUAUUUCUGUAACAAUCUUGGGACACAAAAGCACCUUUUCCUUGCCAAAAAGGGGAAAAAAAGAAUCGGCCCGCCUUGUGGUCAUAAGCGUUAAAAGGUCUUCAUAUUCCCGUAAGUGAUCAACCCACUUUUUAAUUUGAUUUGCUGUUUUAGAUGAAGAGUUCACAGGGGCAAUAGCUGUGAAUGAAUUUAAUGGUGGGCUGCCAGCUCUUGAUCAAAUGGAGAUUGAAAUGAUGAGUGAUAUACAAGCUUUGUUUGCCAAGUACCGCGAAAGGCUUCAGGAGUGGGAAAAAGCUGAAAAUAACGGAAACGCCUCUACAUCUGACGCAUAA